Hydractinia symbiolongicarpus is the source of this 872-nucleotide messenger RNA. RefSeq names its product regenerating islet-derived protein 4-like. The coding region runs from base 531 to 872 and encodes 113 amino acids. The transcript is spliced from 3 exons. NCBI's taxonomy places the organism in Eukaryota, Metazoa, Cnidaria, Hydrozoa, Anthoathecata, Hydractiniidae. The record is from RefSeq and is a predicted model, not a curated record.
UACAUUGCUAUACCGAGUUUCAAUCGAUUGCGACAUGUAUUUUUGUGUUCUCUAACAUAAUUCUUUUCUUUAUUUUCUUUUCUUUUAUGGAAGAGAUCCUCUUUCCCUAACUUUAAACCGAGCAUUUUUUAGGCUGUGUAUGAAGUAAAAAAUUGGCAAUAAAUCCAUUAAUUAGUGGUGAAAUCAGAAUUCUUUGAAGGGAUUUUUAAUAAUUUUUAAAACUUUGGCAGCCGUUCAAACAACAUCUGUAGCUCGAGGAAACCUUUAAGCAAAUCAAACUGCAAGUCGGAAGUUUGGAAUAAUAACUAACAUCUGGUUUAAUAAUAGCUAGCUCUUGUUUUCUUUGCAACUUUAUGCACACUCAAUCACAUGACGCACUUUUCAUUGUUUAGAAAGUGGAAUACAACAAGAACUUCCCAACACUAGCUAACCCUACUGUGAUUAUAUCAGCUACCACACCCACUUCUUCAUCGUCUAUCUACUCCAACAAUGAUGUUGCAGCUUGGAUAGAGUACACUGGUACAGUUUACAUGAAAUUCUGUUACAAAGCAAUCCAAAACAAUCAAUUUACUGAACAAGUUAAAGUAUCGUACACAGUUAUUCCAGCAUUAUGUGAACCUGGUUGGACUUAUGUAAAGGGGAACUGUUACAAACCAAUGGAUGGUUGUCAGGCAUACAAUACAGCCGAACAACAAUGUAACAGCAUCUCUGCAGCACUACCUACCGUCGAAGGAUCUGCGGAAGCGUACUUCUUAGAACAAACUUCCGCCUCUAAUAAGACAUGGAUUGGAUUAACAGAUGUUCAAAGUAAAGGAAAAUGGACAUGGAGUAGUGGAUCAAUGUCUGCGUAUCAAAAGUGGUUACCAAAUUAA